GCGCAGCUGAAAGCGCCUGAGCGGUGAGAGGGAAAGCGACUGGAGUUGACAAGGUAACAGAUUACCGCUGCUGCCCUGAGAUCCCGGACCUGUCUGCUGUCAGCGUGUCGCUGGUUGACCGGGAACACCGGCGGGCUGGUUAGAAGCACCGGGAGGCGUGUGGAUGUGUCGGUCCCGGCCGGUGCUCGGGCUGCGAUCACAACAGAAUGGGCCUGAACUGAGCCGGUGAACAUUUGCAGCACAGCAGGACAAAUCCCUGGAACCGUUUGCCACAACCAACAGGAGAUCCUUCCUGAAACUUCCUGAAAAGCUGCCUCUGGAAGCGACACAGCAGAGAUUCGAGCUUCCUCUAAAUCCAUCCUCAGCAGGGGGAGAGAUGGAGGACUGACGACCCGGGGACCAGCAGGGGACAGAAAGCCGCUCCUCCCUCCCGUCUGCCGGCAGACAUGGCCGGGCUCAAACGCCACCACGACGGGAAGAUCGCCGGGCUGUACGACCUGGACAAGACGCUGGGCCGCGGCCACUUUGCCGUGGUCAAACUGGCCCGCCAUGUGUUCACUGGGGAAAAGGUGGCGGUAAAGGUGAUAGAUAAGACCAAGCUGGACCCGGUGGCGCGGGCCCACCUCUUCCAGGAGGUGCGGUGCAUGAAGAUGGUGCAGCACCCCAACGUGGUGCGCCUGUACGAGGCCAUCGACACGUCCACCAAGCUCUACCUCAUCCUGGAGCUGGGCGACGGGGGCGACAUGUACGACUGCAUCAUGAAGCACGAGGGAGGCCUCGGAGAAGACGUGGCGAAGUGUUACUUUGCUCAGAUCGUCCACGCCAUCUCCUACUGCCACCGGCUGCACGUGGUGCACCGGGACCUCAAGCCCGAGAACGUGGUGUUCUUCGAGAAGCAGGGCAUCGUCAAGCUCACCGACUUCGGCUUCAGCAACCGCUUUCAGCCCGGGACGACGCUGCACACCUCCUGCGGCUCGCUGGCCUACUCCGCUCCGGAAAUACUGCUGGGGGACGAGUACGACGCUCCCGCCGUGGAUAUCUGGAGUCUGGGGGUGAUCCUCUUCAUGCUGGUCUGCGGUCAGCCCCCCUUUCAGGAGACCAACGACAGCGAGACACUAACUAUGAUCAUGGACUGUAAAUACACAGUGCCUCCGCACAUCUCCCAUGCAUGCAAAGACCUCAUAGGCCAUAUGCUGCAGAGAGACCCCAAGAAAAGGGCGACCCUGGAGCAGAUCGGGGACCACCAGUGGCUGCAAGGUGUCGACCCCUCCCCGGCCACCAAGCUGUCCACCCCUCUGGUGUCCCACCGGAGCUUAUCUGAGGAGGAGCAUGGCUCCAUCAUCCAGCGCAUGGUGCUGGGGGCCAUCGCAGACAGAGACGCCAUAACUGAGGCUCUGGAGUCGAACCAGUACAACCACAUCACCGCCACCUACUUCCUGCUGGCAGAGAGGAUGCUGAGAGACAGACAGGAGAAGGAGCAACACAGUCAGACGCGGUCGCCCAGCCCCAGCAAGGCCCAGUUUAGGCAGUCUUGGCCCACCAGAGUGGACGUGCACCAGGAUGUCAGUGAUGGGUUAGGAGGUCCCGCCAUGUCCCACCCCGGAGGGCCACAGUCUCCUGCCCGCAGUGCAGAGAGCCUCCACAAAGGUCCCAGACCCAAAACAGCCCUGCUGGACCUCGGUCAGCGCCAGGAGAACCCGUCCCCAGCGUCCAGCCAGCAGCAGCAGUCCACACAACCCAACCAGGAGAGGGGUCUCAGGCCUCUGGCGAAGCCGCACUCCAACCCCCUCCGGCUGGGCUCCCUGGGCUCCCUGGGCUCCCUGGGGGCGGUGGGCCCUUGCAAGCCACGCAGCCCCAGUCUUUUCAGCGUGGAAGAAGAUGAGGAGGAAGAAGGGGCUCCAGACAAGUGUUUGCCCCCUUUCUCACUGCCUUCCCAGGUGGUGCUUCGUCGCAAAGCCGCCUCUUCCUCAUCAUCCAUGUCUUCCGGUAACCGUAUGACGUCUCGUAUGAGCGCCCCGGUUCUUAACCAGAUUCAUGAAGAAGAUAAAGAGGAGGACGAGGAGGAGGUGAGAAAAGAGUUGCAUGGACUUAACCCCCCCAAACCUAGUCUGAGCCUCAAUCUGAACUCUAGGAUACCGUCACCUUCGUCACAAACGGCGUCACCUCAGACUGUCGGCGUGAUGGCGCCAGUUGCGUCUUUCUCUCCAAGCUCAGAGACUAGUGACGACGAGACGGAGAGUCACUUUAAACCGGAGACAUUUCACGAAGGUGGACAAGGAGACGGGAGAGAAGGGAGGAAAGAGGAUGUAGAGAAAGGGGGGACAGGACAAGGGGGUUCCCCCCCGAACUGUGCUAGUCCGGGAUCAGGAGCGGCCCAUAAUAAGAGCACGGCCAAGGCGGCCAGCGGCCUGGUGGAGAGCCUGAAGCUGAUGAGCCUGUGCCUGAGCUCUCAGUUCCAAACCCUCACGGGAGGAGGUGGAGGCAGCGGAGGCGUGGUGGGGGGGGAGGCGCAGGACCGGCCCGUGUGGAGGAUGUGCAUGGGCGGCUCCACCGGCAGCCUGGAUAAGGUGUCCCUCCUGGGGGGCCCUUCCCCCCGGGGGAACCUGUACCACCAGCCGGUGCUCGGGGACGCGCUGGCAGACCCGCUGCUGGAGGGAGCCUGCACGGGGAGCCUGAGGCUCCGGGAGCUGGACCUGGCCAGGGACAACCACAGGAACAUGAAGAACCACGUGCUGCAGAUGCCUCUGACGGAGAAGACUCUCUCUGUCAACAUCCACCGGGGCCCCAAGGAGGGGCUCCUCUGCACCCCCACCCCGCACAGCUGCUGCCAGGUCAUAUAACACGCAGCUGGAUCCCCCGCCCGCACCUCUACACUCCACCUUUUAUCUGCAUUGACUUCAGCCAAGUCUACUCUACUGUAUAUCAGGACUGCACACUGUUUGUGUAUUUUUUUUAAUUGUUCGGUUGGUUUUUUUUGUACUGUUUUAGUUUUGUCUGACACUAAACGGUGGAAAACUGGGAGAAAAUCCAAAUGCUAAAAUUGCACAUUUAAAAACACAAAGCGUCUCCACGGAGGAGGCUGGGCGCACGCUUGUGAAGCAAGUUUUAAGAUGGCACAACAUGUUAUGUUUUAAGAUGGCACAUUAAGGAUGGAAGUAGAUACCACAAACGCUCACAACCCUUCAUCCGCAUAGUUUUACACACACACACACACACACACACACAUAUAUAUAUAUAUAUAUAUAUAUAUAUAUAUAUAUAUAUAUAUAUAUAUAUAUAUAUAUAGGAUGUGUGUGUAAAACUAUGCAGAUGUUUGUGUGUGUAUAUAUAUAUAUAUAUAUAUAUAUAUAUAUAUAUAUAUAUAUAUAUAUAUAUAUAUACAAUGUACACACCUGCGACACUCACAUAAGCUGAUUGAAAGGGAGCGCUGAUGAGAUUUUGUAUCAUGUUAUGUAUCUACUUGGCUUUUUAUUUUCAUAACUUUUAAAUUAUUUAUAAGACAAUCAUUUUAAGCUUUUUUUUUUUAAAUUGUAAUUGAAAUAUUUAAGUCCUGAUUUUUUUUGGUUCAACUGGCAACAAAUACAGGGUGAAAAACAGACAACAGCACUGCAGCAUGCUGGUGGCACGCAAUGGUUUGUAGUCUAUCACUGCUUUUUUUUUUGUGCUUUUUUUAUUUAUUUCGAACAUGCUCUGCAGUAUAUGUAUAUAUUAAAAAAAAAAAAGCACAUUCACUUGUCAAAUCUCUGCACUCAUGACAGAGUUUGUAUAUAUGUGAAUAGCUUAGCGCUACUCUGCACAUGUAGUAUCGAUGGUCAUGUCGUAUUGCAGUAGAGACCUGAAUGUCUGAUCCUGGAACACCACUAUUCUUCGAUCCCACUGGACAGUCCAGGUUCUGCUUGAACCCAGAACUCAGAAGGUGUUUGCUGGUCGAAGAAUAAAAUGAAUAAAACUCAAACCUCCAAAAUCACUAAACCUGCAGUGUCAGCUCUUCAAACAUUAAUGUGGCACUUGAUUCACGCCGCCGGAAUUAGAACCGAACACCCGAACUAUGUACAUCCUGUAGCUGUCCAGGAUCACAGUAGCCACUGUUGUAGCACAUUCAAAGAUGACAACCGAGGGGUUUUAAUAGAAAACAACACCCCCCCACCCCCUUCAGGUGUUGAUGUGUGUAACUGGAUGUGUCACCUAUCCCUAGUGGAAUAUAUAUGAAUAUAUAUAUAUAUAACUUAACAGUGCAUGAGUUUUGCUGUAGCAACUUUAUUCUUAACCCACUGAGGUCGAACCACCUGUUGUAUCUACCCAAGUAAAAUUCAGAUGGUCACUUUACUGUAACCUCACAGCAAUACCAGCGAGUGCAAAAUGGAUGUGCCAUAAAAUCUGUCUUGAGCAUAUUGUACUGUAUGUAUAUGAUAGAGAUCUAUUACAAUAAAAAUCAUGUGGCUAAA
Molecule: messenger RNA, 4445 nt
Organism: Cololabis saira (Pacific saury)
Lineage: Eukaryota; Metazoa; Chordata; Actinopteri; Beloniformes; Belonidae
Product: SNF-related serine/threonine-protein kinase-like
Exons: 8
Coding region: 447-2840 (797 amino acids)
Biological process (GO): protein phosphorylation; intracellular signal transduction; microtubule cytoskeleton organization
Cellular component (GO): cytoplasm
Molecular function (GO): protein serine/threonine kinase activity; tau-protein kinase activity; ATP binding
Source: RefSeq, a predicted model, not a curated record